This is a messenger RNA of Ixodes scapularis (black-legged tick), 1431 nucleotides long. Its product is annotated as thiosulfate sulfurtransferase/rhodanese-like domain-containing protein 3. Lineage: Eukaryota; Metazoa; Arthropoda; Arachnida; Ixodida; Ixodidae. The transcript is spliced from 4 exons. The record is from RefSeq and is a predicted model, not a curated record. Bases 213 to 797 code for a protein of 194 amino acids. Gene Ontology annotation, molecular function: thiosulfate-cyanide sulfurtransferase activity. Gene Ontology annotation, cellular component: mitochondrion.
AGAGUGCCGAGCCAGCCGAGCCAAGCCAAGGCCAAACGUUGCAAAAAGCAACAAGUGCCGCCGUACUAGACGUGCCGUCAGUAUCGCAGAACCAGCUGAACAGCGCCGUCGCGUUGUAGGUGUAUUUGUGUGUAGUGAACGAGUAGCUCUCGCUCUCACUUGUUCAUCUCAACAAGCAAGCAAGCUUCGGCAUUUGCAUCAGUCGCAACGACAUGUCUGUUGGACCGGUGCUGCGCACAUGGAGGCCGCUGUGGCAGCGUGUUUUCACCGCCCGAGCCGAUCUUAGCACUGUCUCCAGACGCUGCACGACGACGUCUUCGAGGCUUCUGCCGACGCUGCUUUCCGCGGAAUGCCGACUGUUCCAUGCAGCGUCUGCACUCGUAGGUAAUGGCCGGGGAAGCUGCCAUCUAGGACUCCGUCUCGUGACCACCAGCAGCAUCAAUUUCCAGGACAUCAGUUUCGAGGACUUGGAAGCCCUCAUCAACGGUGGUGACAUUCAACUCAUUGAUGUCAGGGAGCCCUCGGAAAUAAAGUCCUCAGGGAAGAUCGGCCAAGCCAUCAACAUUCCAUUGGGACAGGUGAAGGCGGCGCUGCUCCUCUCGGAGGAGGGGUUCCGGGAGAAGUACCACGCGGAGAAGCCGCAGAGCUACGACCACAACAUCGUCUUCUACGGCCUGGGCCCCAUCAAGAGCCACGCCGCACUCGAGCUGGCCAAGAAGGCUGGCUACGCCCUUGCAAGGGAGUACAGUGGAGGCUGGGAGGACUACUGCAAGAAGAAAAGACCUUCAGGAAACUGACAUCACCGACUUGGAUCUUUCGUGUUCCUCGCUACAGGACUGCCCACUUAUUCCCAUUGGUCAACCAGAAAACUUUUUUAUUGCAUGAAUUUCUAAAAAAAAAAAAAAAAAAAAAAAACAAGCAGACCUCUGGGUUAAGUUAUACACUGACUGCAGUGUCCAGCCUAGCUGGAAGACAGUAUGAAAUGCAGGACACGAGUCUUCCAAGAUGUAUCAUCCCAAGGAUAGUUUGUAACGAGUAAAACUCGAGAACAGCAAGCAACAGUCUACUACGAGUGCAAUAGGUACUCUCGCUGCUCAGUCUUCCAAGGCCAUGAGUGUUCUUAACCUUUGCUGUGCAUUGUCGUUUGAGUAAAGUGGUAAGUGAAAUGCUUCGACAUCUUUUUAUGCACUGUUAUAUUUUUCUACAAUAUUUGCAAUGGAAAAAAUUUGUUUGGUAAAAAAAAGGAAAAAAAAUCUUGUCAAUAGAAGCUGCAGUUGGUUUCUUGGCAGUCUUCCAGGCAAGUAUGAAUAGCAGUGUUACCGUUGUCCAGAUGCUAAAAAGGCGGCACGCAAAACACUAGUCUUCCCCCAAAUGUCGUCGAGGUUCUUCCGUGCAGAGGCAUGAAAUAAAUAAAACGUGCUUCCAGAGUCA